AUGGAUAAAAGUUGGAUGAAGAAGAAGAGGGGUGACAGGGAAUGCGUUGAAGGUGUACUUAGCUUUGUGAAAUUUGUAUCUUUACAUGCACGUGGUGGGAAGAUCUUAUGUCCUUGUACCAAAUGUGUGAAAUUGAAUUUAGUAUCGCCUGGGGUGGCACAGGCCCAUCUGUGGACUAACGGGAUGCUUGGAAGUUACACACAUUGGAAAUUUCAAGGGGAAUCGGCGGCUGGGCCAACGACCCCCGAAUGUGGGAGUAGUCAUGUGCAAGACUCCCAUGAACAAUACAGUGACUUUUGUGGGAUGUUGCAUGAUUUGUGCCCCACGCAUGAAAUGGCAGUUGAACUAAUGGGAGAAGGUGAAACUGCGCAACAACCGGCUGAAGGUCUGAAUGAUGGUGCAAAAUUUUUUUACAAAAUGAUAGAUGAUGUCGACAAACCUUUAUAUGUUGGUUGUACAAAAUUUAGCAUAAUCUCAGCCAUCAUUGUGCUGUUCCAGUUGAAGACUCUUUGUGGUUGGACGAACAAGUCAUUUACUAUGUUGCUUCAAGUCCUAAUAGAUAUGCUUCCUUCAGAUGCUAAGUUGCCAAAGGACCAUUAUGAGGCUAAGAAGAUAGUCCAAGAUUUGGGUUUGGGUUAUGAGAAGAUCCAUGCUUGUCCGGAUGAUUGUAUGUUAUUUUGGAAGGAGAAUGUUAACCUCGAGGCGUGUCCUUGCUACAAAAAAAGUAGGUGGAAAAUGAAUGAGGCAUCCGCUACAGGUAAUAAUGCCUCAUCCAGUAAAGGAAAGAAGAAAGCUGCAAAGAUCCUACGAUGGUUCCCCUUAAAGCUAAGAUUGCAGCGACUGUUUUUGUCACCUGACCUAGCUAGUUUUAUGAAAUGGCAUGUUAAUGGUCAUACAAAUGACGGGACCAUGCGGCAUCCUGCUGACUCGGAUGCAUGA
Molecule: messenger RNA, 939 nt
Organism: Quercus lobata
Lineage: Eukaryota; Viridiplantae; Streptophyta; Magnoliopsida; Fagales; Fagaceae
Exons: 1
Coding region: 1-939 (312 amino acids)
Source: RefSeq, a predicted model, not a curated record